Messenger RNA from Loxodonta africana (African savanna elephant), 2752 nucleotides. It is a transcript of the gene NLRP10, whose product is annotated as NLR family pyrin domain containing 10. Gene Ontology annotation, cellular component: cytoplasm. The record is from RefSeq and is a predicted model, not a curated record. Lineage: Eukaryota; Metazoa; Chordata; Mammalia; Proboscidea; Elephantidae. Gene Ontology annotation, biological process: positive regulation of inflammatory response.
CACACCCUGAUCAACAUGGCCCUCACCCGUGACCCCCAGGAUGCAUUGCUGUUUGCCUUGAAUGACUUUGAGGAGGAAAGCUUCAAGACUUUAAAGUUCGACUUGCAGGAUAUGACCCAGCGUAAUGGUCAUUGGCAGCUGGCCCAAGGGGAGCUGAAAAGCCAGAGUCCAGUGGACCUGGCAUCUUGACUCAUUCUAAUAUAUGGAGCAUAUGAGGUUGUGAAAGUGGUGCUUAAGGGCUCAAAAAAGGUGAAUCUGUUGGAACUCGUGGGCCCAUUCAACCAUGUUUGUCUGAAUGAAUACAGAGAAAUAUACCGAGAGCAUGUGCACUGCCUAGAGGAGAGGCAAGAAAGGGAAGUCAAUGGCAACUACAACCUGCUGUUCCUGGUGACCAAGCCCAGCUCAGGGAGCUCAGAAUCACCUACCUGCCCUACCCUGGAGGAGCAGCUGGACUCGGUCAUGAUGAAUGCUCUGUUCAAUCCAGGGGAAAAGUCCCACAAGUCCACAGUGGUGCUGCAGGGGUCUGCUGGCACUGGAAAGAGAACCCUGGCAAGAAAAAUCAUGCUGGACUGGGUCACUGGUACCUUGUUUUCAAGCCAAUUUGAUUAUGUCUUUUAUGUGAGCUGCAGGGAAGUGGUUUUGCUGGUAGAGUAAGAGCUGGACCAACUCCUCUUCUGGUGUCGUGGGGAUAAUCAAGCACCUGUCAAAGAGAUUCUGAGGCAGCCAGACCUGUUCAUCCUGGAUGGCUUUGAUGAGCUGUAGAGGCCUUUAGCUGGUAAGUUGAUGAGGCCAUGGUCCGGCCCCAUGGAGGACCUGCUGCAUCUUCUAAUUAGGAAAAAGAUACUUUAUGAGUCCCCCCUUCUAAUCACCACUCAGCCCCUGGCUUUGAAGAACCUGGGGGCGCUUCUGGAACAACCAUGACAUGUCCAUGUCCUAGGCUUCUCCGAGGAGGAGAGGAAAACAUAUUUCAGCUCAUAUUUCACAGAUGAAGAGCAAGCCAGAAAUGCUUUUGACUUUGUACAAAGAAAUGACGUUCUCUACCAAGCAUGCCAGCUUCCAGGUCUUUGCUGGGUGGUCUGCUCCUGGCUGAAAGAGCAGAUGGAGAGAGGCAGCACAGUCUAAGACAUACCCAGUAACAGCACUGACAUCUACAUGGCCUAUGUCUCCACAUUCCUGUUGCCCAGUGACAAUGGGGACUGCUUGGAUCUUCCCUGGCACAGGGUCAUGAGGGGUCUCUGCUUCUUGGGAGCUGAGGGAAUCCAGCACCAAAGGGUCCUAUUUGAAGACGCUGACUUCAGGAAUUACAACUUAGAUGAGCCCAGCCUUGCCACUUUCAUGAGCAGCAAUGAUCACCAAGAGGGGCUUGACAUCGAGAAAUCGUACAGCUUCCUCCAUAUUAGCUUCCAGGAUUUUUUUUACGCCAUGUCCCAAAUGGUGAAAAAGGACCACGGCCAGCUGGAGGAGGAGUCCCACAGAGAAUUAGAAAGUCUGCUGGAGACAAAGAAUGAGGAUAUGACCUUUGCUGGGUGGUUUUUAUUGGACAUACUGAAAAAAGAUAGCUCAAAAAAAAAAAAAAAAACUUUUUUUUUUAAAGUUUCUUCCUGGAUAAUGCAGGAUCUGAAGUAUCUAAAAAAACAAACAAACAAACAACUGAAAUCUGUAUGGCAUAAAAGCAUCUGGGAUUUGGAAUUCUCCCUGUAUGAGUCUAAAAUCAAGAACCUGGUGAAGGGUGUUCAGAUGAGUGAGGCAUCAUUUAAGACAGCACAUUCAAACAAAAAGAAAGCCCACAUGGGACACUCAUUUUCUGUCAAAACCAGCUUGAGAAACGGGCAGGAAUAGGAGCAAAAAAGUCCUCUUGUGGGCAAAGUUAACAUAGCAGGGACACAAAAGAGGGGUUCUAAUGGAAAAGGCACAGGGACUGAGGAAUUACAGACAAAAAAGUUACGAGCAGUCAGAUGGGGAAGAACAGAAGUGGGAACAAAAGAGCUGAAGGGUCAGAGGGAUGGUGGGGUAGAGGGACAGGAGCAUUAGGGAAAAACAGAGAAAGCAAAAAAGAAUGGGGAGAUGAGAGGUCAGACUAAUGGGUUCUAGAAGGAGGGGGAGGACAGAGGAACAAAUAGAAAAGAGAAUUAGAUACAGGCAUACCUUGGAGAUAUUGUGGGUUCAGUUUCAGACCACCACAAGAAAACAAGUCACAAGAAUUUUUUGGUUUCUCAGUGCAUAUAAAAGGUAUGUUUAGACUGUACUGUGGUCUAUUAAGUGUGCAGUAGCAUUAUAUCUAAAAAAAAAAAAAAGGAACGUACCUUAAUUAAAAAAAAACUUUACUGCUAAAAAUGCUAACCAUCACCUGAGCCUUCAGCGAAUUGUAAUCUUUUUGCUGGUGGAGGGUCUUACCACAAUAUUGAUGGCUGCUGGAUGAUCAGGGUGGUGGCUGCUGAAAAUUGGGAUGGCUGUGGCAAUUUCUUAAAAUAACACAGCUGUGAAAUUUGCCACAUUGGUCGACUCUUCCUUUUGUGAAAGAUUUCUCUGUAGCAUGCAAUGCUGUUUGAUAGCAUUUUACCCAGAGUAGAACUUUCAAAACUGGAGUUAGUCCUCUCAAACCCUGCCACUGCUUUAUCAACUAAGUUUAUGUAAUAUUCUAAAUUAUUUGUUGUCAUUCAACAAUGUUUACAGCAUCUUCACCAGGAGUAGAUUCCAUACCAAGAAACCACCUUCUUUGCUCCUCCAUAAGAAGCAACUCCUCACCCAUGAG